Coffea eugenioides is the source of this 2116-nucleotide messenger RNA. RefSeq names its product aspartyl protease family protein 1. Gene Ontology annotation, biological process: proteolysis. Bases 272 to 1927 code for a protein of 551 amino acids. The record is from RefSeq and is a predicted model, not a curated record. Gene Ontology annotation, molecular function: aspartic-type endopeptidase activity. The transcript has 10 exons. NCBI's taxonomy places the organism in Eukaryota, Viridiplantae, Streptophyta, Magnoliopsida, Gentianales, Rubiaceae.
UCUAGAAGCCCAGCUCCACCUCACCUGCUCUCGCUUUCUUUUCCUACGUAACGAGGAAAAAAAAAAAUAAAAAUACAUUUGCAUAUUCGAACAAGCCAACACGUAUGCCAUAUUGUUUCUUUUUUAGCAUGGACAACCACAUAUAAAUUAUCUUGUUGAUUCAGCUAACCCAAUUAUUGCUCUGCUUUCCUUUUUCGUGAUCAACAACAAUUAUUUUUUUUUCGGAGGAGGAUUAUUUUUUGUCACUUCUCUCCGAAAUAGAGUAUUUCAAAUGGGAUUUUUGUUUUCUUCUACUAGUAGUAGCUGUAGAAGUGAUAGAAUCAUGGUUUUUGUAGAUGGUAAAGUUUUGGUUUUUAUGGGUUUCAUUAUGCUAAUCUCGGGCAUACACAGCUCUGAAGCUAGUGGCUCUGCUUCUGGGACCUUCGGGUUUGAUAUCCAUCACAGAUACUCUAACCCGGUUAGGAGUAUUUUCGACUUUGAUGGCUUGCCGGAAAAACAUUCUUUCGACUACUACGCCGCCAUGGCCCACCGUGAUCGCUACAACCGGGGUCGCUACCUCGCCGGCACCACCACCCCUGUCACCUUCGUCGCUGGCAAUGACACCCUCCGCCUUAAUUCCUUGGGAUUUUUGUACUAUGCAAAUGUCUCCGUUGGAACACCAGAAUUGUGGUUCUUGGUCGCACUCGAUACUGGAAGUGACUUGUUUUGGCUGCCUUGUGAUUGUACCAGUUGUGUGCGUGGCUUGGUGACAAGAUCAGGAAAACGAAUUGAUUUCAACAUGUACAGUCUGAAUACAUCCUCAACUGGCAUGACUGUUCCGUGCAACAGUACAAUGUGUGAUGCACGAAGAAGAGCAUGCUUAGCUUCACGCAAGGCUUGUGCUUAUGAAGUUAGUUACCUUUCCGGCAACACUUCAUCUACAGGGUUGUUAGUUGAGGAUGUUUUGCACUUGGCUACGGAUGAUAGUCAGCAGAAAGUUGUUGAUGCGCCAAUUACAUUGGGCUGUGGAAUAGUUCAAACUGGUGGAUUUUUGGAUGGUGCUGCUCCCAAUGGUCUGUUUGGUCUAGGUAUGGACACUAUAUCAGUUCCUAGCACAUUAGCAAGCAAAGGGCUAGCUGCAAAUUCUUUUUCGAUGUGUUUUGGGAAUGAUGGAGUUGGAAGAAUUGUUUUUGGAGAUAAAGGAAGUACAGACCAAGGAGAAACACCAUUCAAUCUUCAUCAACUACACCCAGCUUACAACAUAAGCAUUACGCAAAUAGCUGUGGGAGCGAAUAUCACAGAUGUUGAUUUCACUGCUAUUUUUGAUUCUGGCACCUCAUUUACAUAUGUCAAUGACCCAGCUUACUCAAUUAUAACCGAGAAUUUCAAUUCUCGGGUCCAACAGCCACGUUAUCCAUCUGAUUCCCAAAUUCCUUUUGAAUUUUGCUAUAAUCUAAGUCCCAAUGAAACAGGCUUUGACAUGCCCUCUCUGAAUUUGACGAUGAAAGGGGGAGAUCCAUUUUCGAUCACUAAUCCAUCGGAAAUAUUUCAACUUUCGAAUAAUAGAUAUAUAUAUUGUUUGGCAGUUGUUAAAAGUGGGGAUGUCAACAUCAUCGGACAAAAUUUCAUGACUGGUUAUCGGGUAGUUUUCAACCGCGAGAACAUGACUCUGGGAUGGAAGCCAUCUAACUGCUACGAUGAUGUGCAAACUAAGAAUGGAUCGAACACAUUGCCCGUUAACCAACGGAACGGUACCCAAGCUCCUUCACCCUCAACUCUCGUGCCAGAAGCCACAUCUGGAAAGGGAAGUACUUCUCCUGUGGCAACUGCAAUUCCAACACAAUCACCCCCGGGGAGCAAUGCACCGGAUUCGAACUCCAUAUCUUGCAAAAUCCUUGUCUUUCUGUUUUGCCUGUUGAGCCAUUAUUUGAUUAUUCUUUCUUACUGAGGCUGCAACCGCUUGUGUGGAAUUGAGCAGUAUUUUGUAGCAGUAGCAUUUCCACUGGAUAGAUUUAAUACCAUUACAAUAUGCUAGUUUUGCAGCCGUCUCGGCUAUAUUGAGAUUGAUCUGUCGUACUUUUAGCUGUGAAUAUACAUUAUUGUUUGAUUGAUGGAUACAUAUUACUUUUCGAAGCCA